GGUUGCCCGGCGCAUGCGUAGGAAGGACUGACGCCUUCAGCUGCUCUCCUUCCGCGGUCAGCAAUUAUCCCGACCGGAACAGCGAUCGCUCCUGCCCCUUUGCUUUCACCAGCGCAAACACCUGCAGCCAGUUCAUCGGCAGCGGGGCCCGCAGAGCAAGCUGGGGAUGUUCCCCCACUGGCUCCGCCACCUCCAGCCAGCCCGGCUCCCAUCCGGCACGCGAGCUGCAUCGCUGAAGAAGUUCCCAAACCCGCCUCGCCGCUCCCAGCUGGCCCGCUCCCCGCUGCUCCCUUCAGGUUGCCAGGGGAUACGGACGGGGACAAUGGCGAGCACCAACAGCCUGUCCCUCAGCAGGGGCGUGUCCUUGCAGCUGGGGGCCGGCCCGACCGUACCGCGAAAUCUGAAGAUCCACAUUCCCCUGGGAUCAUCACCUUCCCUGGGAUGGGGGCCCCCUUGCUCUGUGGGGUCCCUGCCAUGCCUUGGAGCACUCCAUGUGUCCAGCUCUCAUUCGCGGGGUGAGAGGAGUGGGGGCCUGAGAGGCUGUGGCUUGGUCCAUGUCCAGGUCGGUCGGGGAAAGGGCGGAAUGCCGGAGGGAUGGCCGAGACAUUGGCUGCGUGAUGGGGGCGGGUAGUGAAGGAGGAGGCGGGAGUGACCCGCUCAUCCUAGUGUUGCAGUGAGUUAUUCUAAUAUUCAAAUAAGAAUAGCAAAAUUAUGUAUUAGACGUAGUUAUGCUAAAAAUUGUAACCUAAGUAAGCUCUUAGCAUGAUAUAUGAGAACAAAAGACCAGUGUUGCAAGAAAUCAGUAGAGCAUGAUUAUCUAAAGAAUGUGCAGUAGAAGAAGAAAUUGUCGUCUACAUGAUGUAUGUCCAUAAGGAAUGUUCUGUUAGAGAUACAAUGUAACCGUUAGUCAAGGACCAGCUUAGAGAUGUCACGUAGAACAAAUAAAGCAAAGAGAUCAAAAAGAUGAAGUAAUCGUAUAAACAAAAAGGUAUAUAAAUCUUGUAAUUUUGUCUGGAGCCCGGGACUCUGAUUUUGGGACGUUAGUCUGCGAAGACCCCCAGGGCCCUCAAUAAAGCACCGCAUAAAACAACUUUGUUGUUUUGUGUUUUACUCUCUUUGGAUACGGGCAGCAGUUUUCUGGCGACCGCGGCAGGACUCCGAAGGUGGCUGGGGCGGUUCACGUCCUGAUCCACUCCACGCCGGCACCGAGUGAUUCUCGGGGAGUCAUCGGUUCGUGCCCGACCCCCGCGCCUGUCGGACGACUGUGAGGAGGUAAGCCCGAAGGUGCUUUAUUUCUGGUAUUGGUUCUUGGGUGCCUGUCCGUAAGACGAGGUGGCAAUCCUCGCAGGAUUGGGCUAAAGACGUCUUAGUGGAAAAGCCUAGGCGCCGGCUGUAAGACGCGGCGAAAGCUUCGCUUGUCCGGCACUUGCCCCUCGCGGCGACGAGUAGUGGCAAGAUUGGUUGGGUUGGUCUGUUCUAUUUCUCUCUUUGAAAAUUUCUUUUUGUAUUCUCUGUUUUAUUUCGCUGUGGUAAAAUUGUAUUUGGUUGGUCUGUUCUAUUUCUCUCUGAAAAUCUCUUUUUGUAUUCUUUGUUUUAUUUUGCUGUGGUAAAAUUGUAUUGUGAUAUGAUGCCUUUUAAAACGUUUAAAGCACUUGUCCAAUCCAAUGAGAUAGUGCCGGGGAAUACCCCACUGGGUUGUUUGGUAGGGAGAUGGAAAUCAGAAAGCUUUGAUCAAGACAGAUUACGGAAAGGAAAAAUGAUUGAUUUUUGUAAUCACUUGUGGCCCUUGUAUGCCUCUGAGGGAGGGCCAGAAUGGCCUUUAAAUGGCACAAUAGAUCACACUGUGAUAACUCCCCUAAUGCAGUAUUUAAGGAGGAAUGAGAAGUGGGAGGAAAUACCAUAUCUGGAUUUGUUUUACUAUUUGGGACAAAAGACAGAAUGGCAGAAGGAAUGUGGUAUUAUGAUGUUAAAAGUCCAAAAUGAUGAGGAGAAAGACUGUCUGGAAUGUGAGAAACGGAAUGUGUAUGUGAGCUGUGCAGUUAAAGCCAACUGAGAAGAGGAGGAUAUGUCACUGUAUGUUGCAGCCUCCACGCUACCUUUAGAACCAGAGAAAAAGGAAGGGAUAGAGAUUAGUAAGAAGGAUUAUGAGGAUUUGGAUGGGGAUGAUGAGGAUGAGGGGGAUGAUGAUACCGAAUCUUUGGAGACCCCAGGAGUCUCAUGGGCAAAGGUUACCCUUCGUCCCCAAACCCCUUCCCUCGGUAGUUCCCGUAGUGUUCAAAGAACUCCACUCGCAGCUUGCACGCGACAGGGGAGACAGAAUCAGGGGAAACCACACAUGAUUGCGCCGCUGAGAGAGGCAGUAGGGCCCCAAGGGUGGUAAUAAAAGUACCUUUCUCCCCGAGUGAUUUAGUGAUUUGGAAACAGUCAGCGGGAAGCUACCGGGAGGAUCCAGAGAGAACUGCGCGGGUGAUAAAAAUGGUUAUUAAAACACAAAAUCCUGGUUGGAACGAUUUGCAGGUGUUGUUAGAUACUCUGAUGGAUUCAACUGAAAAGGACAUGGUGAUGUGUGCUGCUAAGGAAAAGGCUAGGGAAGAUAUACGGGCACAGAGGCUGGCAGGAGUUACGGUGGGAGAAAUCGUGCCUACCGAUGACCCGGGGUAGGAUCCAAAUAGUAUUGAGGGGCAUCGGAGGUUGAAAAAGUUCCAGGAACUGUUGUUAGAGGGAGUAAGAACGGGAAUGCCUAAAACAUUAAAUUGGUCUAAGCUGUAUGCGGUAAAACAGGAAAAGAGUGAAUCCCCGUCAGCAUUUUUGGAAAGGCUGAAGGAAGCGGCAAGGAAAUACACUAGUUUGGAUGUUGAAAAGGAAGAAGGGCAGUUACAGAUAGCCUUGUUGUUUACGGGUCAGUCACAGGAUGAUAUUCGGAGAAAGCUGCAGAAAUUGGAGGGGGAGGAUACCCGGAGGCUAGAUAAACUUUUAGAGACUGCUUGGAAGGUGUAUAAUAAUAGGGAAAAGGAGACAGCAAAGAGACAACAGGCCAGUAUUUUGGCAGUAAUGCAGCAGCAGGCUGGAGGACAAAGGGGCAGAGGACGGGGAGGCAGAGGACGUGGACGUGGUGGUUUUUGCAGAGGCAGGGGAUUCUUUCUGAAUGCAGGGACAAAUAUGGGGGGUUUUGGCAACGGGUUUACUCAAGGAGGAUAAAGCUCAAAUCAGUGUGCAUUUUGUAAACAGAUUGGACAUUGGAAAAAUGAAUGCCCUGUAAGGAAUGGAAUGGGGGGAGGUGGAAAUGGGAGUGGAAUCGGGAGCCCUAUGGGAACUUACCCAAUAGCACCACCAGAUGUCGCCCAAGCCCAGGCAAUGAUGCUGGGAAAUUGUCAAUAUCAGAGCUGACUAGACCGGGACCUCAAGGUAAGGAUAGAGAUAGGGGGGUACAGAACAGGAGUUUAUGGUAGAUACAGGGGCUACUUAUUCAGUAUUAAAUAAACGUCUAGGACCAAUUAGUGACACUACCAUACAAGUGGUCGGAGCUAUGGGACAACUUGAGGAGAGACCCUUUCUGAAGCCCCUCAGUUUAAGGUUUGGUGGGAAGGAACUGGAUCAUCAAUUUUUAUAUAUGCCAAAUUGUCCAAAACCGUUAUUUGGUCGGGACUUAUUAUCCCUACUCAAUGCAAAAAUUAUUUUCGAAGAUGGGAGAGCUAAAUUGGAAAUUCCACAUGAAGAAAUUGGGAAAAUUUUCAUAUUAAAAGAAGCCGAUCCAGUGCCAAUCCCGCCCGAAGCAGAACAGGCAGUAGUCCCUUGGGUUUGGGAAACAGGAGUACCAGGGAAGUCCAAAGCAGCCCAACCCAUAGUGGUGGAAUUAAAAGAAGGAGCACAACCAGUUAGAAUUAAACAAUAUCCCAUUAAGACAGAGGCAAAGCAGGGGGUGGCUCCCACAAUAGCUCAAUUUAUUACUUUAGGGUUAUUACAAGAAUGUGAAUCGGAAUACAAUACCCCUAUAUUCCCGGUGCGUAAGCCAAAUGGUAAGUACAGGCUAGUACAGGAUUUAAGGGCAAUUAACAAAAUAGUUAAGGACAUCCACCCAGUGGUUGCUAAUCCUUAUACUUUGUUAACAUCUGUGUCAGAACGCUUUAAAUGGUUUACUGUGAUUGAUUUGAAAGAUGCCUUCUUCUGCAUCCCACUGGCCGCGGAAAGCAUGAAGUACUUUGCCUUUGAAUGGGAAGACCCUAACACAGGACGGAAGAAGCAGCUGACAUGGACACGUUUACCCCAGGGAUUCAGCAACAGCCCCACAAUCUUUGGCAAUCAGUUGGCCAAGGAACUGGAGGAAUGGAGGACCACCCAGGUGAAAGAACCACCGUCUAGUGAAACAGCAGAAGGGGAAUUAGCCCAUGACUGCAUGGAAAUAAUUGAGCAGGUGUACUCCAGCCGGAUGGAUCUGAAGGACACACCAAUGGAAGAUCCCGACUGGGAGUUGUUCACAGAUGGAUCAAGCUUCGUGGAAAGUGGGACCAGGUAUGCCGGGUACUCUGUUGUCUCCACAACCCAAGUUAUAGAAGCCAAAGCAUUACCUCCAGGAACCUCGGCCCAGAAAGCGGAGGUCAUAGGCCUUACAAGGGCACUGGUACUCAGCGCUGGAAAGAAGGUAAACAUUUGGACUGAUUCUAAAUAUGCUUUCGGGGUAGUACACAUACAUGGAGCUUUAUGGAAAGAGAGGGGAUUACUUAGUGCACAAGGAACUAUGAUCAAACAUCACACAGAAGUUUUAGCCUUACUAGAAGCAGUCCACAAGCCAGAAAAGGUGGCCGUCAUGCAUGUACGUGGGCAUCAGAAAGAAGAAGGAAAAAUUUUCCAAGGAAAUCGCCUGGCAGAUUCGGCUGCCAAGGAGGCUGCACGGCUGGUAUGGACCCAGAUGGCUUUGAUCCCUACAAAGGUAACCCCUAUUUCUCCUUACUUAAACAAACCACCACACUACUCAUCAGAGGAUGAGAAGCUGGCCAAAUUGUUGAGGGCACAGAAAAACGCAACUGGAUGGUACGUCACAACUACAGGACAAGUGGUGGUCCCAAAACAAAUAAUGAAUGCAAUCCUUGUUACAGAGCACAAUAAGUGUCAUUGGGGAGCAGAAGUAUUGGUAAAAUUUUUGAAAAAGGAGAUGGUUUCUAACCAGAUGUUAACAAUGGCAAAGCGGGUGAAUGCAAUGUGUCCGGUGUGUCUGAAAAAUAACCCCAUAGUUAGGAAGCAAAUCCAGCUAGGUAGGCUUCAAACUGGGGCAGAGCCAGGAGAUUAUUGGCAGUUAGAUUUUUCAGAAUUACCGAGGGUUCAGGGGUACAAGUAUGUGUUGGUGUAUGUGUGUACUUUCUCAGGAUGGCCAGAGGCCUUUCCCUGUCGUACCAAUCAGGCUAAGGAAGUAAUCAGGACUCUAUUAAAAGAGAUCAUUCCGAGAUUUGGGGUACCAUUGGGAUUGUCGUCAGACCGGGGACCACAUUUUAUUGCUAACAUUGUACAGGAGGUGGCUAGAAUGCUUGAUAUCACUUGGAAUCUACACACUCCCUGGAGACCUCAGUCGAGUGGUCAGGUUGAGAGAAUGAAUCAAACACUGAAAAAUCAAAUAAAGAAAAUCUGUCAAGAAGCCAAAUUGCAGUGGCCGCAGGCUUUACCGUUAGCUUUGCUCAGAAUUAGGAUAAAGCCUAGAGAAAGGGUGGGAGUCAGCCCUUUCGAAAUUCUGUACGGGAAACCGUAUCAUGCAACUACAUUGAGGGGCGACCCACAUGUGUCCGGAGAUCAGGUGAUUUUCAAUUAUGUUCUAUCCCUUCACAGAGUUCUCAGCGCCUCUGCGUGGAGCAUUGCAGUGGAAUCGACCACUGCCACUGGAAAAUCCUGUACAUGACAUACAACCAGGAGACCAGGUGUACAUAAAGAACUGGCAAACUGAUCCCCUGAGGGAAGCAUGGGAUGGUCCGCAUCAGGUGAUAUUGACAACCUUUACAGCUGUUAAAGUAGCAGGGAUCGACUCGUGGAUUCACUACACCAGAGUCAAGAAAGUUCCUGCACAAUGGGAGACACAAGUAUUAUCCCCAACUCGGAUGAUAAUCCGAGCAGAAGAACCACAUUGUUAAUUAUUGUAUUUCUGAUAGUAAUAAGAUGUCCUUCUGUUAAUGGUUUUGUUGUUGUAUCAGUCCCUGAACCAGUUGUAGGAGCACUGGAGGGAAUGAAUGUCAACUUAACUUGUGUUUUUACAGAUGACCAGAGAGCUGGAGCCAGGGAGGUGACCGUAUAUUGGAAAAGAGGGAACGGGAACCGUGCCGAAAAUCACAAUGCUGUCACAACUUGGGAUAAGGAUGCACAAAUUGGUAAUUCAAUCAUCACUUUAAGAAACAUAACUGCGGGGGGACUCAGACUUGUUUGGUCAGGAUCCGAUGGAGCUUAGAUUACAAAUACAUACAGUUAAGGGUUGGGAAUUGGGAGAGAAAUGAUACUGGGAUAAUCAUAACUCCUUCCACUGCUGAUGUUGAUAUGUGGGAUGGACCUCCUUUGCGAGUUAAUUGUUCUUUCACCACCCAGGAUUCUUGUGGUACUAUUUAUUCAGUCACAUGGUGGAAAUGGAAUAGUGCAGGAUUGUGGGACAAACCAAAGGGUUGAAGCAAUGCAUAGGUUACAGAUCAGGGAGGUAUGGGAUGGUACAAUGAGACACAACCACGAUUGGGAGAAUCAGAAUCAGAAGGAAAAUACAUUUGUAUAGUGGUUUGUGGGAUGCAAUCCUCAUAUGGAAAGAGAGAAGUUAAAGGAAGAGCACACCUGGGAGAGAGAAUGAGACCAUCACAUUGGGUAUAUCGAGCAGUGGCAGGAUCCCC
This is a messenger RNA of Serinus canaria (Common canary), 6848 nucleotides long. RefSeq lists its product as uncharacterized. The transcript has 2 exons. The record is from RefSeq and is a predicted model, not a curated record. Gene Ontology annotation, molecular function: aspartic-type endopeptidase activity; RNA stem-loop binding; RNA-DNA hybrid ribonuclease activity. The coding region runs from base 3443 to 5884 and encodes 813 amino acids. Gene Ontology annotation, biological process: DNA integration; proteolysis. NCBI's taxonomy places the organism in Eukaryota, Metazoa, Chordata, Aves, Passeriformes, Fringillidae.